AUGAAAACUGUUAUUAUUAAACUUGGAGGUGCAGCUAUCACUAACAAGAAGGGUUCUUGCCAACUUGCGGAAGAAUCGGCAUUGGAUGCGUUGAUGCUUCAAAUCCAACAUGCGUAUGAGAGCCUUACAGCUUCCGGAUACCAAGUGAUUCUCAUUCAUGGCGCUGGCAGUUUUGGUCAUCCACAAGCACGUCAAUACAAUCUCAAGGAAGGAUGGAAUUCAGGAUUGUCGACCCCACCCUUGACAGCAGCCGAUGCUCAAGUAGCAGCCGUUGAUGGUGGUGAUGAUGAUGAAAAGGUGCCUACAUCUACAAGGAAGCAUCAAAAAGCUGGGUUUGCCCAUACACGCAAGUGCCUGCUGCAGUUGCAUCUUCAACUUCUUGGCCGAUUGCAGCAACGAGGAUUACCCGUAUUAAGCCUUUCACCCUUCGAUCAUGUGGAAACCGAUAAUGGUGACCGUAGCUCGACAAUGUGUUUUGAAUCAUUAGCGCAACGUGCUGAUCAACUCCUGAAACUCGGCUUUAUUCCAUUGUUACACGGUGAUGCUGUGCUCGACCGCACUCUUGGUUGCACGAUUCUCUCUGGUGAUGUUGUCAUGCAUAAGCUCGUCAUGUUGCUACCCAACGUCACUCGUUGUGUCUUUGUUACCGAUGUCGAAGGUAUCUUUGACAUGGAUCCUAAAGCCGCUCUUAAUCAACGUGAUCAUCGUCGACCCAAGUUAUUCAAACACAUGCUUAUUGAUCCCAUCGCUAUGAACAAUGUGACAAGUGGUGGUGGUGGCGAACCUUUGCAUAAACAUGGCAGUACGGCAAAGACAUUGGCUGCACGUAAACAACGCCGUCGACAAGCUCAUCCAACCAUGGUUGAGGCUGGCAAUGGUGUGGUUGAUGUCACUGGUGGCAUGGGCGGCAAGAACAAGUGGGCUCGUCAAAUCAUCUUGGAUGCUGCUACGCAACUUGAUCGCAAGGAUGUUGAGAUUGUUAUUUGCAAAUCGGGAUCACCCGAAGCUACACGAGCCAUGGCGCUUGAUCCAGUGUUGAAAGAUGGUGCACCUCUUCCGGAACAGCGGAUGACCGUGUUUUCCUUGGCCAAUGCAUAA
Messenger RNA from Lichtheimia ornata, 1098 nucleotides. RefSeq lists its product as uncharacterized. The coding region runs from base 1 to 1098 and encodes 365 amino acids. The transcript has a single exon. Gene Ontology annotation, cellular component: cytosol. The record is from RefSeq and is a predicted model, not a curated record. NCBI's taxonomy places the organism in Eukaryota, Fungi, Mucoromycota, Mucoromycetes, Mucorales, Lichtheimiaceae.